Messenger RNA from Dioscorea cayenensis subsp. rotundata (Guinea yam), 825 nucleotides. RefSeq lists its product as uncharacterized. Gene Ontology annotation, molecular function: nucleic acid binding. The record is from RefSeq and is a predicted model, not a curated record. The transcript is spliced from 3 exons. Bases 1 to 825 code for a protein of 274 amino acids. NCBI's taxonomy places the organism in Eukaryota, Viridiplantae, Streptophyta, Magnoliopsida, Dioscoreales, Dioscoreaceae.
AUGAAGGCACAAUGCUGGUUUACAAACAAGGGGGCGAAUGUUGUAAGUGAAGAAGCAAAGAAACCAGAAGAGGGCUCACUCUUUAUGAUGAGUGCCAGGCUUAAAGGUGAAGAACAAACGGCAGCAACUGUCUGGCUUCUUGACAAUGGCUAUUCCAAUCACAUGAUCGGAGAUCGAGACCUCUUCAAACAACUUGAUGAUAGACCCAAGCAGAAGGUUCGACUUGGAGAUGGGAAGGCUCUUGAAGUUAAGGGAAUAGGUAUUGUUUCUCUUCGUGCAAGCUGUGGGAGAAAGAAUGACAUUAAAGGAGUGCAAUUUGUACCUCAGUUGGCACACAACCUUCUUAGAGUAGGACAACUAAUGUCCUGUGGAUAUUCUGUGUUGUUUGAAGAUGAAGAAUGCAUCAUUAGAGACAAGAAGACCACCAAGGAGAUUGCAAGGGAUAUUGGUAUAGCUCAUGUGACUCAAGGGGUGCUAGAGAAGUCCAAGCACUGGCACAAUCAAUGCUGGCAUAUAAAUCCAUCUAGUCUCAAGUUGAUGGCACAUCAGUCACUUAUAGAAGGACUUCCAAACAUCACACAUGUUGAUAAAUAUGAACCAUGUGCACUAGGGAAACAUCACAGGCUUGCAUAUCCAAAGCAUGAAGCAAAACGAGCUCAAGCUCCACUAGAACUGGUGCAUGGGAACUUAGCCGGGCCCAUGCAGACACCUACACUUGGUGGGAUAGAGCGACAGUUGACAGCGCCGUACUUGCCUCAGCAGAAUGGCGUCGCUGAGAGGAAAAACUAUAUAGUGACUGAGAUGGCAUGGACCAUGCUCAUGUAG